GUAGGUGGAAUCCACAAGAAAAGCCAGUCCUUCUAUAAAUCAGCAAUUCCGGUUAUGAGGCUCUAAGUUGCUGUAAGUGUGAGCAUUUGGUGCCUAUGGAUCUGCUUUGAACCUUAGAGCCUGCUUAUGGGGGAAGGUGACACUGUCUGGGCCCCAUCCAUCCUUCCUCACAACGUCCUUGGCAUCUUAAGCCAGCACUCACAGCUGCACUUUGGAAGAAGGAUGGAGUCCAAAGUCUCAGAAGGUGGCCUGAAUGUGACACUGACAAUCCGCCUGCUGAUGCAUGGGAAGGAAGUUGGAAGCAUCAUUGGGAAGAAGGGAGAGACUGUGAAGAAAAUGCGUGAAGAGAGUGGUGCAAGAAUCAACAUCUCAGAGGGAAACUGUCCAGAGAGAAUUGUGACCAUCACUGGCCCUACAGAUGCCAUCUUCAAGGCCUUUGCCAUGAUUGCAUACAAGUUUGAAGAGGACAUCAUCAACUCCAUGAGCAAUAGCCCUGCCACCAGCAAGCCCCCGGUGACGCUGAGGCUGGUGGUCCCUGCCAGCCAGUGUGGCUCACUCAUCGGCAAAGGUGGUUCCAAGAUCAAGGAGAUCAGGGAGUCCACAGGUGCUCAGGUGCAGGUGGCAGGGGACAUGCUGCCAAACUCUACUGAGCGGGCAGUGACGAUCUCGGGGACACCUGACGCCAUCAUCCAGUGUGUCAAACAGAUCUGUGUGGUGAUGCUGGAGUCCCCACCGAAAGGUGCCACCAUCCCCUACCGCCCAAAGCCCGCCUCCACCCCUGUCAUUUUUGCAGGUGGUCAGGCCUACACUAUCCAGGGACAGUAUGCCAUCCCACACCCAGAUCAGUUGACCAAGCUCCACCAGUUGGCCAUGCAGCAAACCCCCUUUCCUCCCCUCGGACAGACCAACCCCGCUUUCCCCGGAGAAAAGCUGCCUUUACACUCCUCCGAAGAAGCUCAAAAUCUGAUGGGCCAGUCCUCAGGUCUGGAUGCCAGUCCCCCGGCCAGCACCCACGAGCUCACCAUUCCCAAUGAUCUAAUAGGCUGCAUAAUUGGACGCCAAGGGACCAAAAUCAAUGAAAUUCGACAGAUGUCAGGAGCACAGAUCAAAAUCGCUAAUGCCACCGAAGGGUCAUCAGAGCGCCAAAUAACCAUCACCGGAAGCCCGGCCAACAUCAGCCUUGCCCAGUAUCUCAUUAAUGCCAGGCUCACGUCCGAGGUCACUGGAAUGGGUGCGCUCUAA
Messenger RNA from Orycteropus afer afer, 1242 nucleotides. RefSeq names its product poly(rC) binding protein 3 (gene PCBP3). Gene Ontology annotation, biological process: regulation of RNA metabolic process; regulation of gene expression. Gene Ontology annotation, cellular component: nucleus; cytoplasm. Gene Ontology annotation, molecular function: mRNA binding. NCBI's taxonomy places the organism in Eukaryota, Metazoa, Chordata, Mammalia, Tubulidentata, Orycteropodidae. The record is from RefSeq and is a predicted model, not a curated record.